Perkinsus marinus ATCC 50983 is the source of this 2373-nucleotide messenger RNA. RefSeq names its product dna ligase i, putative. The transcript has 25 exons. Bases 1 to 2355 code for a protein of 784 amino acids. Gene Ontology annotation, cellular component: mitochondrion; nucleus. The record is from RefSeq and is a predicted model, not a curated record. NCBI's taxonomy places the organism in Eukaryota, Perkinsozoa, Perkinsida, Perkinsidae. Gene Ontology annotation, molecular function: DNA ligase (ATP) activity; DNA binding; ATP binding. Gene Ontology annotation, biological process: lagging strand elongation; DNA biosynthetic process; DNA repair.
AUGUCACCAACAGCCGUCAACGCUUUUACGAUGAUGAUGAGCGGAGCGAAGCGAUCGACAGCAAUUUCGCCUGAUAAAAGCAAAGUUGAGGAGCCAGUCGAGAAGAAGAGGAAAAUUGAGAAAGUUGAAGAGAAAGAAGAUGAAAAAGUGGAUGACCAACAGACUGCUGUGGAUCAACCCACAGUGGAGGACAAGAUGAACUCGGAUGAAGAAGAAGUGGAUGACGAUUAUGAAGAUGAUGAUGAUGAUAUUCCCACGAUCCCUCUGGCAGAGGCUCUAAAGCAGCCUGGCAAGACUGAUGCGGAAAAGCUGGCCCAAAUCACUAAGGGCACUGGUAAGAGUCCUACGGCUAUCAGUGACAUUUCUUCUCCCGCCUUCGAUCCUUCCAAAUUCAGUCAAAUCAAACUUACCCCAGGCAAGAACCUUCCUUACUCAUUACUGGCUUUGGCCCUACAGAAGAUAGAGGACUUGAAGAACUCUGGACAAGGGUCCAAGAAGAAGGUUCUGGUUAUUCUUGCUAACCUAUUCCGUAUCAUAAUAUACUACAACCCCUCAGAGCUCAUCUACGCAGUAUAUCUACUUAUCAAUAAGCUCAGACCGGACUAUGAGAAUGUUGAAGUUGGUGUUGGUGAUCAUGUUAUUCUGAAAGCGAUGGCUCAAGUCUAUGGUCGUUCUGAGAAGCAUAUCACGGCCGAUAUCAGCAACGGCAAUGCCGCGGACCUCGGUGAGGCGGCACUGCUGUCUAGAGUGAAUCAGCCCAUGUUGUUCGCACCUCCUCCGUUGACACUGAGCAAGCUAUAUAAGGAGUUGCUGGUCAUGAGCCAGGCCAGAGGAAAGGACUCGCAGAGGCUGAGGAAGGAUAUAAUAACGAAGUGUUUGGUGGCAGCGAAAGGGGAGGAGGCGAAGUAUAUUGUGCGGACCUUGCAGGGUCGUCUUCGGGUGGGGAUACUAUCAGCAACAAUCCUUCAAGCAUUAGCAUACUCUUUCGUUCUUACUGAGCCGGCCCAGGGGAAUGCGGAUAAGGAAUGCGUCCCUGAUAUUCGCAAAGAAAAACCAUCACCGACUUCGGAGAAGAUAACACUGAAGAUGAUCGCGCUAGAGGCAGCCACUAAACAGGCCUUCUGUGAAGUACCGAGUUAUGAUAAACUCGUGGAAUGCCUUUUAUCAGGGGCGAAUCCAGAGGAGCUCUCCAAGGCCUGUACUGUCACUCCUGGGAUACCAGUCAAGCCGAUGCUCGCUAAACCCACAAAGUCGAUAACGGAAGUUCUUGACCGCUUCAAAGACAUCAAGUUUACGGCGGAAUAUAAAUACGAUGGUGAAAGAGCCCAGGUGCAUUUGUGGACGACAGAAAAGGGCAAGACAGAGAUAAGAGUUUACAGUAGGAAUAGUGAGGAUCUCACUGAGAAAUAUCCCGAUGUCAUUGAUGCUAUACAGGAGAUGAUGAAUACGCUUGACAAGCCCAUGGAAAGUAUGAUCAUCGAUUGCGAGGCGGUGGCGUUCGACAGAGAAAAGCACAAAGUCCUUCCCUUCCAACUCCUGUCAUCGAGACCGAGGAAGAACGUGGUGAUGUCUGAAAUUAAGGUUCAAGUGUGUCUGUUCCCAUUUGAUUUGAUUUACCUUGACGCCGAGUCGAUGAUAACUCAGAAUCUCGACACGAGGCGGAAGACCUUGAGAACUAGACUGAAGGAGAUCCCCGAUAGGAUACACUUUGCCACGGCUCGCGAUAUGGACUCGGAGGAGGAAAUACAAGCCUUCUUUACUGAGAGCGUUGAUGCUUCUUGUGAAGGGUUGAUGUUGAAGACGCUGGUCGAGAACGCAACCUACGAGCCGUCCAGAAGGUCCCUAAAUUGGCUCAAGUUGAAGAAGGACUACCUCAGUGGUAUGGCGGACUCCCUGGAUCUUGUGCCUAUUGGGGCAUUCUAUGGGAAGGGAAAGCGCACGGGCGUGUACGGCACCUAUCUUCUGGCCGUCUACGAUGCCAAUGAUGGAGAGUAUCAGAGUUGCUGCAAAGUGGCUACUGGGUUCACCGAUGAAUUUUUGGACAAACAUUAUGAUUAUCAUAAGGACAACGUGAUACCAAGAAGAAGAGCUGACUAUGUUGUGAGUGAAAAGAUGACGCCCGAUAUAUGGCUCGACGGAACACAGGUUUGGGAAAUCCAAUGUGCCGAUUUGAGUAUUAGCCCAGUCCACACAGGAGCCUCGAAUCUGAUAGACGGCGCGGGAGGGAAGGGUGUUGGUCUACGUUUCCCGAGGUUCAUAAGGAUAAGGGAUGAUAAGAAUCCCGAAGAUGCCACCACGAGUGAACAGCUCCUCCAGAUGUACGAGCAACAGUUUGGCAAAGGUGGUAGCGAAUAAAAGUUAAUUACAUAACUG